Drosophila hydei is the source of this 427-nucleotide messenger RNA. Its product is annotated as ubiquitin-related modifier 1 homolog. Lineage: Eukaryota; Metazoa; Arthropoda; Insecta; Diptera; Drosophilidae. Bases 11 to 328 code for a protein of 105 amino acids. Gene Ontology annotation, molecular function: protein tag activity. Gene Ontology annotation, cellular component: nucleus; cytoplasm. Gene Ontology annotation, biological process: protein urmylation; tRNA thio-modification. The record is from RefSeq and is a predicted model, not a curated record. The transcript is spliced from 5 exons.
UAACAGCUUGAUGAUGAGCAACCAAAACAAGCCGGAUUUAAAAAUUAUUCUAGAAUUCAGUGCUGGCGCGGAGCUGCUGUUCGGCAAUAUCAAACGACGUGAAAUCUCCUUGGAUGGCACGCAAAAAUGGACAAUUGCGAAUUUGCUAAAGUGGAUGCACGUAAACAUUCUUACCGAACGGCCGGAACUAUUCAUACAAGGAGACACAGUACGGCCUGGAAUAUUGGUGCUGAUCAACGAUACGGACUGGGAGCUUCUGGGUGAGCUGGAGUACGAGCUGCAGCCGAACGAUAAUGUGUUAUUCAUCUCAACACUGCACGGCGGAUAAUAGUGGCAGCUGCUCAAUAACAGCGACUGCUAUGUUAACUAGUAUAAGUAAAAAGUUUUGUAUUUAAAAAAAUAAAAAUAAAAUCAAAUUUUAUACAGA